GUUUCACUUUCGGACAAGUGCAACUUGCAAUGUUAAAAGAGUGCUGGACUGUGCGACAACAAUAUAAAGUUUGAUCAGUAUGGAGCGGCAUAAAUCACUGCCUCUAAUAUGUGGACAAGCGUUAGCUGCAGAGACGAAAUGGUUUACCUGUUGCCUACCUGAAUAAACGUAUACUGUUUCUUCAGCUAUGUUGAUAAGCUGAUGCGGUAUGACAAGACUGAACCAAAAUUUGUUGGUUUUGUCUAUAUUUUGUGCAAUGUGUACGAUCGUGUUCGUACAUUUGUUUAUAUUUCCCGUCUAUCAGGCGCAACCGAAGAAAAAGGUUAUGAAAUAUUUGGGUGAUUACGAGCAGUCGCUUUGUAUGUACAAUCUAAAACUAUCACGUACACAUUCAGGAAGGUAUCACUGUCCGAAAGAUGGCAUUGUUACUGUUUCUCAAGGUGGUCGCCUUGGAAACCAGAUGUGGGAAUAUGCUUCAGUAUGGGCAGUAGCAAGGAGAACAGGAUUGGAACCGUAUGUACCAAGGUGCAUUCGUAAAGUGCUUGACGAAAUAUUUGAUGACCUCAGUAUACCACCGCUUUUUUAUGUCUCUCAUUGCCCAGCAAAAUGGGAUGGAAUUAUCAAGUCCCCAGAUUGGUGGAUGUACACAAACCAGAGUAUUCUUUUGCCUAGGUUUUCCAUUUUGCCAGAGCUAGUGCUUUCGUGGGUUGAUGACAUAAGACAUGAAUUUAAGUUUAAGAAGAAAUAUGCAGAUACCAGUCAAAACGUUCUUAGAACUGCUACACAAUUGAUGAACAAUAGCAAUUUAACUUUUGUUGGUGUUCAUGUGAGGAGGACAGACUACCGGCAGUACCUGUGGAGAACACGCAAAAUGAAUUUAGCAGGUCCUGCAUAUUUUCAUAAUGCAAUGGGCUAUUUUCGUGAGAGGUACAGGAGUGGUGUUGCAUUCUUGGUGGUAAGUGAUGAUCCGAGCUGGUGUCGACAUAACCUGGUAAAAGAUCACACUGAUGUAUUUGUUGUGAGCAAAGCAGGUGUCACCAGCCCAGGUCAAGACCUUGCCACCAUGGCUGCUUGCAACCACUCAAUUAUAGACUAUGGUACCUUUGGUGUAUGGGGUGCAAUCUUGGCAAGUGGGGAAACUAUUCUAUAUAAUAUAACUAAACAUUCAUCUGUACGUGUGUCUGAAUUACUUCCAAAUUGGCAUAUAAUGAGUUAGCAAUUCUGAUACAUGUCGAUGAAGUUGGAGGUUUAGUUCAUUCUAUAGAAACUUGAGUCUUAUCGCUAUAUGGUUGUUGGAUAUGAAGUAUAAUCUUGUAAUGUGAUACCUGAAGUGUUCAAAAAUCGUGUUGUAAGCUUUAUUUUUCUCUAGUCAUAAAUACAAAAGUAACUUAUGUUUGGGGCCUAUAUAAUAUGUAAUUUGCUAAUUGUAACCUUUUUUCUCCACUUGCUUGGAGGUGUGCAUCAGUUUACUUGGCUGCUGGCAGGUAUUGG
Molecule: messenger RNA, 1491 nt
Organism: Schistocerca cancellata (South American locust)
Lineage: Eukaryota; Metazoa; Arthropoda; Insecta; Orthoptera; Acrididae
Product: galactoside 2-alpha-L-fucosyltransferase SEC1-like
Exons: 1
Coding region: 209-1216 (335 amino acids)
Biological process (GO): carbohydrate metabolic process
Cellular component (GO): membrane
Molecular function (GO): galactoside 2-alpha-L-fucosyltransferase activity
Source: RefSeq, a predicted model, not a curated record